Messenger RNA from Hyphopichia burtonii NRRL Y-1933, 1403 nucleotides. RefSeq names its product NAD(P)/FAD-dependent oxidoreductase. Gene Ontology annotation, molecular function: flavin adenine dinucleotide binding; sarcosine oxidase activity; saccharopine oxidase activity. The coding region runs from base 83 to 1384 and encodes 433 amino acids. NCBI's taxonomy places the organism in Eukaryota, Fungi, Ascomycota, Pichiomycetes, Serinales, Debaryomycetaceae. The transcript has a single exon. The record is from RefSeq and is a predicted model, not a curated record.
CGAUGAUGCCAUUGCAAUCACCCAAUUUAUAUAAAAAAGGACUGAAAACGCUUCAUAUUGCUUUUGGUCUAUAAAUCAAACCAUGACUUCCAUCGUGAUUAUAGGUGCUGGAACUUUUGGUCUUUCUACUGCUUUACAACUUUUAAGAAAAGGUGAAAAGAAUGUCACGAUAAUCGAUCCUUACGAAACUCCCUCUCCUUUGAGUGCUGGUAAUGACGUUAAUAAGAUCUUGCAGAGCUCGGUCGAGGAAAAAUUUUAUUCUGAAUUGGCAUUGAAAUCUUUAGACUUAUGGCAAAAUGAUCCCGUAUUUAAACCGGCAUUACACGAAACGGGUAUACUUUAUACGACUGAAAAAGAUUUUGCUUAUUUUAAAGAAAGGAAACAGUUCUUAGACGAAAAAGCAAUUCAGUACAAGAGUUUGAAAGAUCAGCUGGACUUCACUAAACUUAUUCCCUCGGUCGACGAUGGCUCGGACCAAUCAAAACGAUUUCAAGAAUGGGAAGGUUUGUACCAACAGGAAAAAUGUGGAUGGGUGUAUGCAGCCGAAGUUUUAAGAUUAAUAGCUACUGAAGUUAAAAGGCUAGGAGGAAAAUUCGUACGUGAUGCAGUUGACGAAAUUUUGUAUGAUGAAAAAGAUAACUCUGUUGUUGGGGUCAGAACCUACUCUGGAGAAAUUUUCCAUUCGAACAAAGUUGUUGUUGCAGCUGGUGCUCAAUCUUAUAGGCUCUUGGAUUUUGAAGGACAGUUGUUGGCUAAAUGCUGGACUGUCAGUCAUAUCAGAUUAAGCCCGGAACAAGCUGAAAAGUUAAGAGAAAUUCCAGUGGUUCUCAGCUUAGACCAUGGGUUUUUCUUCGAACCAGACUCAAAUAACGAUUUGAAAAUUUGCAAUGAGUUCCCUGGUUAUAUCAACUGGGAUGAUACUAUUAAAGAAUCGGUCCCCGUAUACAAAAAUCUAAUUCCAAAAGAAGCUGAAACCUAUACUCGUCUUUUUUUAAAAGAAGUUUUCCCUGAGCUUUCCGAUAAACCUUUCAGCUUGACUAAGAUUUGCUGGUGUACUGAUACUCCGGAUCGCCACUUUCUAAUUGGAUCUCAUCCUGAUCACAGAGGGUUGAUUUUGGGUACUGGUGAUUCUGGCCAAGGUUUCAAAUUCUGCCCAAUCGUGGGCCAUUAUAUAUCUAAAGUGGUAUUGGAAGGCGAUGAAGCCUUGGAUCCGGUUAAAAGAGAAGCUUGGAAAUGGAGACCGGAAACUGCAAAGAAUAGAGAUAUUUUUGAUGUCCAAGGAAGAGAUGGAGGAAUCAAUAUUAUAAAAGACUUAAAAGAUAUUAGCGAAUGGACUGAUGGUAAAGAUAUUGGAAAACUUGACAUAAAUGCAUUAACAAUUUAAUAUAUACAGUAUAUUCAAG